AGUUCUGCAUUAUCACCACACUCUACGCUAACAAGCCGUCGGUUUGUAUAUUUAUAUACAUAAACUGUUAUCGCCAGACGAAGCACGAUUGCUGUCAGCUUCGUUUAGUUUUCGCCCAAUUAGCGUUCCGUGCUGGUCGCGUUUUGUAAACGGGAAAAACGCUCUCUAAUAGGAUUACUGCUAUUAUACAAAAUCAAAAAUCGAAGUGAAAAAAUGAAUCGUUCUAAAUUGCGGUGUGGUCCGCAAAUAGUCGCAUUGCUAGUAGUGACGCUAAGCUUCAUCGCGGCCAGCAGUGCAUCAUUCAUCAAUCCUUAUACUCAUUUUAUCAAACGCAAUCGAAUAUCCGUGGCAUCUCGCAUCCGCGGAGGAAACAAUGGAGAGCCGCUAUUCAUUACACCCUAUUUGGAAGCGGGCAAAAUUAAGGAAGCGCAAACGGCCGCCCGUGUGAAUCACAGCCGCAUAAUAGGAUUCGAGAGCUACAGUGGAUUCUUCACUGUCGACAAGCGGUACAACUCGAACAUGUUCUUCUGGUAUUUUCCCUCGAAGAACACUUCCUUCGAAGCGCCAGUUCUACUUUGGCUGCAGGGUGGGCCCGGUGCUUCAUCUCUGUUUGGAUUGUUCGAGGAGAAUGGUCCGUUUUACAUCUCUAAAAAUCUGAAAGCCCUUCCCCGGAAGUACUCGUGGCAUCAGAAUCACCACCUUAUCUACAUCGAUAACCCGGUGGGAACUGGUUUCAGUUUCACUGACAACGAAGAUGGGUACGCACGCAACGAAACUCAAGUCGGAGAGAAUCUGUACCAAGCGUUAUUACAAUUCUUCCAACUUUUUCCCGAACUGCAGAAGAAUCCAUUCUAUGCGAGCGGUGAGUCAUACGCGGGAAAAUAUGUCCCAGCAAUUGGGUACACUAUUCAUAGGAAGAAUCCAUCUGCCAAAAUCAAAAUCAACCUACAAGGGCUAGCCAUCGGUAAUGGGUACAGCGAUCCGAUUAACCAACUGGAUUACGGUGACUAUCUGUUCCAAUUGGGACUGAUUGAUUUCAAUGCAAAAGAGCACUUCGAUGAAGAGGAGACCGCGGCGAUUGAAUGUGUACGAAAGAACGAUUAUCAGUGCGCCUUCAAAAUAAUGGACGACCUUAUGGACGGUGAUGAGAACGGAUCGUCCUUCUUUAAGAAUAUAUCCGGAUUUGACACGUACUACAAUUAUCUACACACUUCCGAAAAUCCAGCCGAUGAGAUUUAUUUGCUAGGAUUUCUAAAGCUUCCGGAGACGAGGAAAGCCAUUCACGUGGGUGAUCUUCCCUUCCACGACUUGGAUGGUGAAAAUAAAGUUGAAAAGUUUCUGCAGCAUGACAUAAUUGAUUCCGUUGCUCCAUGGAUCGCUGAGUUGCUGUCCCACUACAGGAUGCUGAUAUACAACGGACAGCUUGAUAUCAUAUGUGCGUACCCAAUGAUGGUGAACUAUUUGAAAAAUUUGCAAUUCGAUGGUGCGGAGGAGUACAAAACUGCAGAGCGGUAUAUCUUCUAUGUGGAUGGCGAAAUAGCGGGGUACUUCAAGCUGGUGAACAACUUGAUCGAAGUGUUGAUUCGAGACGCUGGACACAUGGUGCCAAGAGAUCAGCCAAAAUGGGCGUAUGUUAUGAUCAACACAUUCACCUCCGUUCAUUCGUUUUUCCCUCCAAGCGAUUGAGCAUUUCAAAACUUAUCCCUUCUGAAUACUCACCAGACGGCUGAAAUCGGCCCACAUCACCACAUCGUUCCCGAUAGCUCAGCAUUUGGCACUUCUGCCAAGGUCCGAAAUAUCCUCGAUCCUCUAGAACAACAUAAUAAAUUAAUAAACCACGUUACAGUUAUGAAAA
This is a messenger RNA of Toxorhynchites rutilus septentrionalis, 1855 nucleotides long. RefSeq names its product vitellogenic carboxypeptidase-like. Gene Ontology annotation, molecular function: serine-type carboxypeptidase activity. The coding region runs from base 214 to 1686 and encodes 490 amino acids. Lineage: Eukaryota; Metazoa; Arthropoda; Insecta; Diptera; Culicidae. The transcript has a single exon. The record is from RefSeq and is a predicted model, not a curated record. Gene Ontology annotation, biological process: proteolysis.